UUAUCCCGGUCAUUGGGGCUCUGUCUGCCAGCUGCAGAUGCCCUAACGCCGCUGUAUAUAAGGCCCGGCCGAUUCCCAUCUGCGGUGCGGAACCAUCGCCAUCUGUGUACUUUGUUCGUCUUUCAGUAUUUCUCUGGUCACUCGUUCCAAUAUGUACGCCUCCAUCAUUGCCCUCGGCUCUCUUUUGGCUGCCCAGGCUGUUGUCGCCGACAACAACAUGCCAGUUCACCGUGUCCUCAGCAAGCGACAGGACCAGUCUUUCGUUCCUCCCACCACCCCUGGUUGUCCAUCUGACUGGCCGAUGUGUGGAACUAGCAACAUCUGCUACGACCCUACUCGUGGAGACACUUGCUGCCCCGAUGGAACUUGGGCCUGUCCCGGCGGCAACUUCUGUCUGCAGCAGGGUCGCUGCUGUCCUGAUGGCAUUGACCCUGAGACUUGCGCUGAGAACGAGGGUAUAACCCUCACCUCGUCCACCAGUGAGCCCACCAGUGCCCCAGAGCCGACCGAGACCACGUCGUCAACAUCGUCGCGCCCCGUCAUCCCAACUGGCACCACCGAGACUCCCACUGGCACUCCCACUGGCACUCCCCCGGCCAGCUCCUCCCCUGCUCCCCCAGAGUUCACUGGCGGUGCGAACGCCCAUCUCGUUGGCGGCGCUGCUGCUGUUCUCGGCGGCCUGGGAAUGAUUGGCAACCUCGUCCUUUAGAAUCGUUGUCUACGCUGUACAAGAAUGUAAAUGGGUGAUAGUGAUUCGAUAUGCAAGCUAGUAAUUAAUGGUAAUAGGGCUUAGCUCAAUGAAGACCGUGUAGUCCAGACUGCGAGAUCUGCAAGUGGAUCGUCCCCACUGCAUAAAUCCCACUUCU
Aspergillus versicolor CBS 583.65 is the source of this 866-nucleotide messenger RNA. RefSeq lists its product as uncharacterized. Lineage: Eukaryota; Fungi; Ascomycota; Eurotiomycetes; Eurotiales; Aspergillaceae. Bases 152 to 709 code for a protein of 185 amino acids. The record is from RefSeq and is a predicted model, not a curated record. The transcript has 3 exons.